AGUGGGAUGACGUAAUGGGCCCGCCAUUACAUUGCAAAAACACACACAAUAUUCUUAAUUUAAGCACAAAUGCAUUUUUUUUCCACCGGGGGUUGAUGAAGGCGGCUGCAAUGCUCCGAAUGCAAUGGGUAAAAGUUGCAGCGGGGCUGCAGGGCCGAUGCAAAGAGGCGAAAGGAAGGGAGGGUUUUUUUGUGAGGAUUGCAGGAGCAUUGCAUCAUCCGGCCGGCUGUCAAUCACCGCCCCCUGUCCCGGGGCCGCCUGCAGCCUCCGCGCGUCUUUGCAUCAGAACAAGCCGCCGACAGCAAGAUGAACAACAUGAAAACCUCGCUCUCUCCGCCAAAACCGCAGCAAGACCACCCCCGACCAUUGCAUCCUCACCAAUGCAGAGCCGCGGCGACCACCAGAUUCUGUGCGGGAUGAAGGACACCAACUCUUCGAGAAGUCCGUUGCUACUGGGAGCUGACAUGGAGUCUUGGCUGGAAGACAUCGACAGCCUCCUCACCCCUUUCUCCCCCAUCCCAUCUCCACCUCCGCCAGACCCGUCCAAGCCUGACCUCUCCCUGCUCGAUGACCUAGAACAUCUCCUUGGCCCCUGGCGUGGUGGGACGGAGAAGGUGGAAGAAUGUCCAUGCAUUUUGUCUCUAGACGACUUGGAAAGACUCCUGGAAGAUCACCCUGAGAACCCUGAACAAUCUCUGGAUCGACGGGAAUUCCGCGGAGUUUCGCCGGGAAUGCCGGCCGGAAAUUCGACGGCGCUUCCAGUGAACGGAUCAAGGGAAUCUCGUCCCCCUCCCUCUCCAGCCCGUCAGGCGAGGAGGGGGAAGAGGCGUAGGGAGGAGGUGGAGGAGGAGGGGGAGGGGGAGGGGAGAGCGGAGGAACUGGAACGGGAGAACCAGAGGCUCCGAGCUCGGAUCGAGGAGCUGGCCCGCCAGGUCCAGGACACGCGGAGGCUUCUCAUCGAGCGUGUGGUGAACUCUAGCUGACAAUUCCUUCCUCCCCCUCCCAGGGGCUAGCAGGGAGUAGAUGGGCAAACGGUCUCUUGACUUCCUUACCCCCCCCCCCCCCCCCCCCCCCCCCACAUAAAAUUUGGUGCAGGAGCAGGCCAUUUGGCCCUUCGAGCCAGCACCACCAUUCACUGUGAUCAUGGCUGAUCACCCCAAUCAGUACCCCGUUCCUGCCUCCUCCCCAUAUCCCCUGACUCCACUAUCUUUAAGAGCCCUAUCUAACUCUAUCUUGAAAGUAUCCGUGGAGAAAAGAUGAGGUGCGAAGGUAAGCUAGCCAAGAAUAUAAAGGAGGAUAGUCAAAGCUUCUUUAGGUAUGUGAAGAGGAAUAAAUUAGUUUAGAUCAAUUAGUGAACCGGCCUCCACCGCCUUCUGAGGCAGAGAAUUCCCACAGAUUCACAACUAUCUGGGUGGAAAUGUUUCUCCUCAUCUCAGUCCUAAAUGGCCACAGACUCACAACUCUCUUGGUGGUAAAGUGUUUCCUCGUCUCCGUUCUAAAUGGCCGACCUCUUAUUCUUAAACUGUGUGUGUGGCCCCUGGUUCUGGACUCCCCCAACAUCGGGAACAUGUUUCCUGCCUCUAGUGUGUCCAAUCCCUUAAUAAUCUUAUAUGUUUCAAUGAGAUGCCCUCUCAUCCUUCUCAUCUCCAGAGUGUACAAGCCCAGCCGCUCCAUUCGCUCAGCAUAUGACAGUCCCGCCAUCCUGGGAAUUAACCUGGUGAACCUACGCUGGGCUCCCUCAAUAGCAAGAAUGUCCUUACUCAAAUUUGGAGACCUAAACUGCACACAACUCUCAGGGUGGAAAAGUGUUUCCUCAUCUCUGUUCUAAAUGGCUAUUCUUAAACUAUGGCCCCUGGUUCUGGACUCCCCCAACAUCGGGAACAUUUUACGGGGAUAUGGGGAGAAGGCAGGAACGGGGUACUGAUUGUGGAUGAUCAGCCGUGAUCACAGUGAAUGGCGGAAGGCAGACAGGAAUGCUGGAGAAACUCAGCGGGUGAGGCAGCAUCUACGGAGCGAAGGAAAUAGGUGACCUUUCGAAGAAGGGUCUCGACCUGAAACGUCACCUAUUCCUUUGCUCCAUAGAUGCUGCCUCACCCGCUGAGUUUCUCCAGCAUUUUUGUCUACGGUAGAUUUUUCCAGCAUCUGCAGUUCUUUCUCAAACAUGCUUGCUCAAAGGGCCGAAUGGCCAACUCCUGCACCAAUUCUCUAUGUUUCUGAGAUACAGCGCGGAAACAGGCCCUUCAGCCCAUCAAGUCCGUGCCGACCAGCGAUCGCCCGUUCACACACUAGUUUAGUUUAGAGAUACAGCGCGGAAACAGGCCCUUCGGCCCACCGAGUCCGUGCCGACCAGCGAUCCCCGCACAUUAACACUAUCCCACACAUACACACACUGGGGGACAAUUUACAAUUUUACCAGAAGUCAAUUAACCUACAAACCCGCACAUGUUUGGAGUGCGGGCGGAAACCGGAGCGCCCGGAGAAAACCCACGCAGGUCCACGUGCACAAACUCUGUACAGACAGCACCCGUAGUCGGGAUGGAACCCGGGUCUCUGGUGCCGUGAGGCAGCAACUCUACCGCUGCACCAUCGUUACACCAUUGUAUAUUCUUCACUGUUAAGUGCUUGUGUUUGCUAGCUCCGACUAAAGUUCGCAGUGUCUUGUAAAAUAUACUGACACCAUCAGAUAAUUGCAACUAAAUCAUCGUUUACUAUUAAUGUUGAAGAAUUGUAUUGUGUACUAGUAAUAAAUAUUCUGUAAUAAAUCAGUCUGAAGGGUCCCGACCCAAAACAUCACCAUCCACGUUCUCCAGAGAUGCUGCAUGUCUGACCUGCUGAGUUACUCCAGCAUUUUGUGUGUCUUUCCUCCAGUUGCUCCAGCAAUUCCCACAGAUUCACCACCCUCUGACUAAAGAAAUUCCUCAUCUCCUUCCUAAAGGAAGUCCUUUAAUUCUGAGGCAGUGCCCUCUGGCCCUAGACUCUCCCACUAGUGGAAACAUUCCUCUCCACAUCCACUCUAUCCAGGCCUUUCACUAUUCUGUACAUUUCAAUGAACCCCCCUCAUUCUUCUAAACUCCAGCGAGUACAGGCCCAGCGCCGACAAAUGCUCAUCGUACGUUAACCCACUCAUUCCUGGGAUCUGUUCUUGUAAAACCUCCUCUGGACCCUCUCCAGAGCCGGCACAUCCUAAAGUGUUGGAGUAACUCAGCGGGUCAGACAAGCUGCAUCUCUGUGGAGAACGUGGACAGGUUGAAAGUGCUGGAGUAACUCAGCGGGUCAGACAUGCAGCAUCUCUGGAGAGACGGAACAGGUGAUGUUUCGGGUCGAAACCCUUCUUCAGACUUGGGUCAAUAUUGUUGUGUGUGAGACGAAUGUCUCUUUGUUACGAAUGAUCACAAUUUCAACGUUAUCUGUUGCUCUAAACAUUGCACAUAAUUUAUUAAAAUAAAUGUUCACACCCA
Leucoraja erinaceus (little skate) is the source of this 3458-nucleotide messenger RNA. RefSeq names its product DNA-damage-inducible transcript 3 (gene ddit3). Bases 15 to 983 code for a protein of 322 amino acids. Gene Ontology annotation, biological process: positive regulation of intrinsic apoptotic signaling pathway; intrinsic apoptotic signaling pathway in response to endoplasmic reticulum stress; negative regulation of transcription by RNA polymerase II. The record is from RefSeq and is a predicted model, not a curated record. Lineage: Eukaryota; Metazoa; Chordata; Chondrichthyes; Rajiformes; Rajidae. The transcript is spliced from 3 exons. Gene Ontology annotation, cellular component: cytoplasm; CHOP-C/EBP complex; CHOP-ATF4 complex. Gene Ontology annotation, molecular function: DNA-binding transcription activator activity, RNA polymerase II-specific; protein heterodimerization activity; RNA polymerase II cis-regulatory region sequence-specific DNA binding.